Messenger RNA from Lacerta agilis (Sand lizard), 1974 nucleotides. Its product is annotated as vomeronasal type-2 receptor 26-like. The transcript is spliced from 4 exons. Gene Ontology annotation, biological process: G protein-coupled receptor signaling pathway. Gene Ontology annotation, molecular function: G protein-coupled receptor activity. The record is from RefSeq and is a predicted model, not a curated record. Bases 1 to 1974 code for a protein of 657 amino acids. Gene Ontology annotation, cellular component: membrane. Lineage: Eukaryota; Metazoa; Chordata; Lepidosauria; Squamata; Lacertidae.
AUGGAUAUAGAAAAUGCAGAACAAUUUGUGCAAAGAGUGGCCCCAAUGUUUUCCUCUAGCGAUAUCUGUUUUGCCUUCAUAGAAAGAAUCUCCAAAGUAUCUUUUGACACUGAAGUAAAAGACUUGUUACAAGAGGGUGCAAAAAUACGUGAUAAAGUAAUGAGUAGCAAAGCCAAUGUGAUAGUCUGCUAUGGAGAAUCUUACUCAAUGAUAUUCCUUAGAUGGUUUCCAUAUUUAUCAGAAGAAGAAGAGAUGGGAGAGGAUGCAAGAGGUAAAGUGUGGAUAAUGACAGCCCAGAUCGAGCUGACUUCUGCAGUUUAUCAAAGGACUUGGGAUACACAAAUAAUCCAUGGGGCUCUGUCUUUCACAAUUCACUCAAAUGUUCUACCAGAAUUUCUCAAAUUUAUUGAACACAUAAAUCCUUGCACCACAAAUGGAGAUUAUUUCAUCAAGGACUUCUGGCAACAGGCCUUUGCUUGUGUCUUCCCUAGUACAGUCACAGAUGGUGUUGAUCAGAAUAUUUGCACUGGAGAGGAGAACCUGGGGAUGCUUCCUACACCUUUUUUUGAAAUGAGCAUGACGGGCCAUAGCUACUGUAUAUACAAUGCUGUUUAUGCCAUAGCCCAUGCUCUCCAUGUCAUGUUCUCAUCCAGACUCAGUUCAAGAUUACUGGAAGACAAUAGGAAGCUGACAUCUCAGGAUUAUCAGCUGGUGCAGUUCCACUAUUUCCUCAGAGGUGUGUCAUUUAAUAAUAGUGCGGGAGACACAGUUUCCUUCAAUCAGAAGGGGGAGUUGGAAGCUGGGCUUGAUGUUAUUAAUUGGAUUGCUUCGCAAAACCAAUCCUAUCAUAAAGUUAAAGUUGGGAGAAUGAAUCCCCAGACUUCUUCAGGUCAAUUGUUCACCAUCCAUGAGGAUGCUAUAACAUGGCACAAGUGGUUUAACCAGGCAAGGCCUAUUUCUCUAUGCAGUGAGCCGUGCAGUCCUGGUUCAAGCAAGAAAGCAAAGGAAGGGGAGCCAUUUUGUUGCUACGAUUGCAUCCCCUGUCCAGAAGGGAAGAUUUCAGACCAGAAAGAUAUGAGUGAUUGUUCCACAUGUUCAGACCAAACGUAUCCAAAUAAAAAACAUGAUUUAUGUAUUCCCAAGGAGAUAAGUUUCUUGUCUUUUGAAGAACCUGUGGGGCUCAGUUUAGCCCUUUCUGCUCUUUCCGGUUCCUUGGCCGCCAUUCUAGUCCUCUUCACAUUUAUGAAGAACCACAACACACCCAUUGUCAAAGCCAACAACCGGCAGCUCACCUACACUCUCCUCCUCUCCCUCCUGCUCUGCUUCCUUUCUGCACUGCUAUUCAUUGGGCAGCCUCAGAAGGUGACGUGUCUCCUCCGACAAACUGCUUUUGGCAUCGUCUUCUCAGUCGCUGUUUCUUGUGUGCUAGCAAAAACCCUCACUGUGGUUCUGGCUUUCAUGGCCACCAAGCCAGGAUCCAGAAUGAGGAAAUGGGUGGGAAAGAGGCUGGCCAAUUCCAUUGUUCUUUCUUGCUCCCUUCUACAAGGAGGCAUUUGCAUUGUGUGGCUGGCAAUCUCUCCCCCAUUACGAGAGGCUGAUACACACUCAAUGGCUGAAGAAAUAAUACUUGGAUGUAAUGAGGGGUCUGUGACAAUGUUUUAUUGUGUCCUUGGCUAUAUUGGCUUCCUGGCCAUUGCCAGCUUCACUUUGGCCUUCCUCGCUAGGAAGUUACCCGACACGUUCAAUGAAGCCAAGUUUAUCACUUUUAGCAUGUUAGUGUUUUGCAGUGUGUGGUUAUCCUUUGUUCCAACCUACUUGAGCACUAAAGGGAAAUACAUGGUAGCUGUGGAGAUCUUUUCUAUCUUAGCCUCCAGUGCUGGGUUGUUGGUCUGCAUCUUUUCUCCCAAAUGCUACAUUAUUUUGUUGAAGCCUGAAUUGAACAAAAGAGGACAGCUAAUACGAAGAGCUAACUGA